This is a messenger RNA of Engraulis encrasicolus (European anchovy), 1568 nucleotides long. RefSeq names its product protein phosphatase, Mg2+/Mn2+ dependent, 1Na (putative) (gene ppm1na). Gene Ontology annotation, cellular component: nucleus; cytosol. Bases 1 to 1338 code for a protein of 445 amino acids. The record is from RefSeq and is a predicted model, not a curated record. Lineage: Eukaryota; Metazoa; Chordata; Actinopteri; Clupeiformes; Engraulidae. Gene Ontology annotation, biological process: positive regulation of canonical NF-kappaB signal transduction; peptidyl-threonine dephosphorylation; positive regulation of canonical Wnt signaling pathway. The transcript is spliced from 8 exons. Gene Ontology annotation, molecular function: protein serine/threonine phosphatase activity; manganese ion binding; magnesium ion binding.
AUGCGUACGGCAAGGCGCGCCAGCACCGUUGAGGUGCCCUCGUUCCUCCGGAACCUUGCCAAGGAGACAGAGCGCAUGAUGACGUUCUUCUUCCGCAACACCGGGGGCAGCAGCGGGUCGUCACCACGCGACAGCAGCAGCGGGGAGGACGACGAGCUGAACGAUGACGAUGACUCCAUGCCCAGCCCGUACCUGCAGCGCCCCCUGGUGCACAAGAGCACGGGCGAGGGAGGAGCAGACUGGGGACUCAGCUACGCUGUGGCUAGCAUGCAGGGCUGGCGUGCCCAGAUGGAGGAUGCCCACAGCUGUCAGGCGGAGCUGGACGGGGACCUGUCCCAGUGGGGCUACUACGCCGUGUUCGACGGGCACGCGGGCACCAUGGUGGCACAGCACUGCGCACGCAACCUGCUCAAACACAUACUGGCCACAGGUGGUGUGCGUGCGGAGGAGGACCCGGAGCAGGUGAAGGAGGGCAUCGUGGAGGGCUUCCUGGACAUCGACCGGCAGAUGCACGAGCAGGCGCGCCGCGACAACUGGGACCGCAGCGGCUCCACGGCCACCGCCGUCAUGGUGUCGCCGCAACACUUCUACUUCAUCAACUGCGGCGACUCGCGUGCCUUCCUCUGCCGAUCGGGCCGCGUGCACUUCUACACGGAGGACCACAAGCCAAUGAACCCCCGCGAGCGCGAACGCAUCCAGAACGCCGGCGGCACGGUCACGCUGCAGCGAGUCAACGGCUCCCUCGCCGUGUCCCGCUCGCUCGGCGACUUCGACUUCAAGGAAGUGAGCUGGAGGGCGCAAACGGAACAGCUGGUCUCGCCGGAGCCUGAGGUGUAUGAGUUGGAGCGUAGUGAGGAGGAUGAGUUUCUGGUGGUGGCGUGUGACGGCAUCUGGGACGCCAUGAGCAACGAGGACCUGUGUUCCUUCGUACGCUCGAGACUGGAGGUGUGCGACGACCUCCGGGAGGUCUGCACGCAAGUCCUCGACCUCUGCCUCUACAAGGGCAGUCUUGAUAACAUGAGCAUCAUCAUCAUCUCUCUCCCUGGCGCCCCCAAGGUCUCACAAGAGGCACUGCAGCGUGAAGCGGAGAUGGAGCUUUGCAUCGACGGCAAAGUCGAAGAGGCUCUUCAGCUCCUCCACUCCCGUGAUGAGGAGCCUGAUCUCCUGUUCGUCAUGAAGUUCCUGACUGCAGAGUACAUCCCUGGUCUCCCACCAGGGGGCGGCGUUACGAGCAAGAGGGACUGCAUCCUGGCGUCUUUCCAGAAGUACUGUGCGGCCUGCAAGCCCCAGGAGGCCAUGGACACAGGAGGUUCUGACGAGUCCAACCAGAGCACCUAGGGAGCGUUCCCCUGGAAACGGAGUCUGAGGUAACCAUAGUGUCACCAUAGCAACGUGUUCACGUUGGCAACCCAGAGGCUCUAACUUGAGACCAGACAAAGGUUCUCACAAGACGAAGAGGAGGAAGAAGAGGACUAAAGAAGAAGAGGAGGAAGAAGAGGAGAGAAGAGGAUGGAGAUUCUUCUGAACAAAAAGCUGCUAAAUAACAAAUCAUUUCCACAGCAACUGCC